AUGGAUGUCAGUGGGCAUGGCUACGAGUCUCAGCCGGCUCCUAGCAUGCCCAUGCCGCGUAAACUAUGGGAGCACCCAGAUCCAAAGUCGACAGCCAUGUGGAAAUUCAUGCAAAAUGCAAAUGAUAAACAUGGACUAAAGAUGGAGGCAAGUCAUUUGCUUCUUCAUUUUUGA
Bipolaris maydis ATCC 48331 is the source of this 174-nucleotide messenger RNA. Lineage: Eukaryota; Fungi; Ascomycota; Dothideomycetes; Pleosporales; Pleosporaceae. The record is from RefSeq and is a predicted model, not a curated record.